AUGUGUUUUAUGUCUUACGAACUUGCUCUUAACCCCGACGUCCAAAAAAGACUUGCCCAAGAAAUAGAUGACACUGUGGAAGCUUGUAACGGGAAACUUACCUACGAGGCUCUCCUUGGUAUGAAGUAUAUGGAUAUGGUUGUUUCCGAAACCUUAAGAAAGUGGCCCAAUGCUACUGCUGUGGAUAGGGUUUGCACGAAACCCUACACCAUCGAGCCCAAAUAUCCCGAUGAGAGUCCCGUCCACUUGGAAAAAAAUGCUGUUGUUUGGUUGCCCAUUUUUGCUCUGAAUCGGGAUCCUGACCAUUGUCCAGAACCAGAGCUGUUUGAUCCAGAAAGGUUUAACGAUGAGAACAAGGUUAAUAUCAAACCGUACACGUACCUGCCUUUUGGGUCUGGACCUAGGAACUGUAUUGGUUCCAGGUUUGCCCUAUUAGAGACUAAAACGUUGUUCUUUUAUAUUUUGUCACAUUUCGAGAUAGUUCCUGUGAGGAAAACUCAAAUACCUUUAGUUCUAAGUAAGAAGCAAUUUAAUUUGACUGCCGAGAAUGGAUUUUGGUUAGGGCUUAAACGUCGGACUAGAGUCUAAAUAGAAAAUCAGAUUCCUAUUUUGUGAAACAUUAUACGAAUUAUGGAUGUACCUAAUUUAAGAUAUUUUACUAAAAAUAACCAUUUA
Zophobas morio is the source of this 675-nucleotide messenger RNA. RefSeq names its product cytochrome P450 9e2-like. The record is from RefSeq and is a predicted model, not a curated record. NCBI's taxonomy places the organism in Eukaryota, Metazoa, Arthropoda, Insecta, Coleoptera, Tenebrionidae. The transcript has a single exon. The coding region runs from base 1 to 588 and encodes 195 amino acids. Gene Ontology annotation, molecular function: iron ion binding; oxidoreductase activity, acting on paired donors, with incorporation or reduction of molecular oxygen; heme binding.